GCUGCUAGCUCCCUUCAUUACUCUUCUCACUUUAGACGACCGACUCCUGUGACACGGCAAGCGCCAUCAUGCGAUUGCAUUUGGCACCACUUCUCCUCCUCCCUCUGGCGGCAGGCAAGUCCGAGUGCCUGCCCUCUGGCGACGAGCGGCCCAUCAAUGAGGCCUUGUCGCGAGGCGGUGCCGGUGCAACAGUCACACUGUGCCCCGGCUCGGUGCACCACCUGUACGCGCCGAUCCACUUUACCGCGCCGAGGCAGACGCUCACCACGUCCGGACAGGUGGUGGGGCACGACCGCGCGAUGAUUAUUGUGCAGGGCGAGGAGCAGUCCGUUGCGAUCUGUGGCGAUUGUCCCGGUUGCGACUAUUUGACGGUUUCUGACGUUAUCAUUGACGGCAAUCGCCCACAACUGCUGCGCAUUCCAAAAGGCGAGGCGCUCAUCGAGAUGGGAAAUGCCGAUGGACAUCGCGUCACAGGGUGUAGGCUGUACGAGCCACGAGGCUGGAGCGCACUUCACAUCCGCGAAGGCGACCGGAAACAGUGCCGGCGUGCGCACAUCGACAACAACGUCAUCGGACCUUGUGGCGAGGAGUGGGACGAGGAGUACGACGGCUUCGUGGAGAAGGAGCCCGUGUGGGGCAACCCGCGCGCCGACGGGAUCAGCCUCGCGUGCAAGGAGUCCGUGGUGGAGCACAAUGUCGUGUUCGACACGACAGACGGUGCGAUUGUCAUCUUCGGGUCUGCGGGGAGUGAGGUCCACUCGAAUCAUGUGUACUCGCGAACACGUGUAGUGCUCGGAGGCAUCAAUCUCGUUGAUUAUGAACCGUGGGACGGCGACUACUCGGGUACCAGAGUGCACGAUAACAAGAUUAUGGCGCCUAGCGGUUUCCUCAAAGUCGGCAUUGUUAUCGGCCCGAGCUCUUGGUCCGAUGACACCGACACGAGCGUGUUCGGCGGUACGGUCGUUGACAACACUUUCUCCGGCCAGCGCUUCGGGUACGCCAUGGUAGUCAGCAGCGCGCGGGAUUUUACUGUGUUGCGAAACGCGGUUUUGCCAGGCUCCGAGUUCAUCGGCGUGCCCGGAGUGACGUGCCCCACCGCGCCAGAGAAUGGUCCGCCCCAAGCCUUCCUUAUCAACCGGGGAAGCGCGCACGGCACCUUCCAGCCCGAGUUUGCUAAUGGCGAAGUGCAGCACAUCAUCUGCAUCAACCCCCCGCCAUAUCGCGAGCGGACAUACAAGCCAUGGCGGCUGCGCGAUGCGCCCGAGGCGAUCGCGGCGCGCGCCGCUGCCGAGGUGGAAGCCAACCCGAACUCGAAGCUGAGCGAGCGCGUUGCCGACUCCCUCGUGGCGUACCAGUACGCGCUGCUGGACGCGCUCGAGCGCAUCUCGAACGUGACGGCCGAAGAGCCGGCAGAGGGGACGGACGCGUCGCCGACCGACGAGCGCCUGUCAGCCCUCGAGCGCGGCGACAAAGAGCUGCGCAAAGAGCUCGCGAAGCUCAACCGUGCGGUGGCAAAGCUCACAGGCAACGUCGGCGAGGCGGCGGAGGCGCGCAGCCCCGUCCUCAAGAGCGUGUACGAAGCUGUGCGGCGGCGCCCAGAUCCCGUGCCGGUGCGCGCGACGCCGGCGACCCACGCCGCCAGCGUGUCCGUCGGUGUCGUGCUGUCCGCCGGCGCGGUGCUGGCGCUCGCGCUGGCCUUGCUGCGGAGGUGGCGCCGCUCCGCCGCCAAGGGAUUGAAGUCGCGAUAAUGGGUGCGUUCCUCUUUCCCGGCGUAGAUAUUCCGCAGGUGCAGGUAUAACAGGAGUACUUUAGAUCCAGUAUAGAUGUAUGCUCGCGAGGUGUACGGUACCCCUGGCUCCCCU
Molecule: messenger RNA, 1862 nt
Organism: Cutaneotrichosporon oleaginosum
Lineage: Eukaryota; Fungi; Basidiomycota; Tremellomycetes; Trichosporonales; Trichosporonaceae
Source: RefSeq, a predicted model, not a curated record